UCUGACUUUUGACCUUUCAUCUAGGAAUUGACCUGUGUAAUUUUACUCAUGAAGAUAAACUUUGCUGAAACUAUAAUGAGAAGUAACAGAACCACUUCAGUGACAGAAUUCCUCUUUUCUGGCUUUCCCAAGUUUGAAGAUGGAGGUGUCCUCUUCUUCAUCCCUUUGUUCUUCAUUUACAUAUUCAUUGUUAUUGGGAAUCUCAUUGUGUUUUUUGCAGUCAGGAUGGAUGUUCGUCUUCACAACCCCAUGUAUAAUUUCAUCAGCAUUUUCUCAUUUCUGGAGAUCUGGUAUACGACUGCAACCAUUCCCAAAAUGCUCUCUAACCUCAUCAGCAAGCAGAGGACAAUCUCCAUUAUUGGCUGUCUCUUGCAGAUGUACUUUUUCCAUUCACUGGGAAAUUCAGAGGGUAUUUUGUUGACCACAAUGGCUAUAGACAGGUAUGUUGCUAUCUGUAAUCCUCUCCGGUACCCAACUAUCAUGACCCCCAGGCUCUGUGCUCAGCUCUCUGCUGGCUCCUGCAUCUUUGGUUUUCUUGUAUUGCUCCCAGAGAUUGCAUGGAUAUCCACACUGCCCUUCUGUGGUCCCAACCAAAUUCAUCAGAUCUUCUGUGACUUUGAACCUGUGUUGCGUUUGGCCUGUACAGACACCUCCAUGAUUCUGGUUGAGGAUGUGGUUCAUGCUGUGGCCAUCAUCUUCUCUGUCUUGGUGAUUGCCAUCUCUUACAUCAGAAUCAUCACUGUGAUCCUGAGGAUUCCCUCUGGCGAAGGGCGCCAGAAAGCCUUCUCUACUUGUGCUGCCCAUCUUGGUGUCUUCCUGAUGUUUUAUGGCAGUGUCUCCCUCAUGUACCUGCGGUUCUCGGCUACUUUUCCACCAAUUUUGGACACAGCCAUUGCACUGAUGUUUGCAGUUCUUGCUCCCUUUUUCAACCCUAUCAUCUAUAGUCUGAGAAAUAAGGACAUGAAGAUUGCAAUUAAGAAGCUUCUCUGUUCCCAAAGGAUGCUGUCUACAUCUGCAAGUUAAUCUUCUCAUAAAUGCCUCUCUCUCCAGAUUUAACUCCAAUAUA
This is a messenger RNA of Myodes glareolus (Bank vole), 1066 nucleotides long. Its product is annotated as olfactory receptor 6K3-like. Gene Ontology annotation, cellular component: membrane. NCBI's taxonomy places the organism in Eukaryota, Metazoa, Chordata, Mammalia, Rodentia, Cricetidae. Gene Ontology annotation, biological process: G protein-coupled receptor signaling pathway. Gene Ontology annotation, molecular function: G protein-coupled receptor activity; olfactory receptor activity. The record is from RefSeq and is a predicted model, not a curated record.